AUGCGGCGUCUUAAAGCCGAUUCGGCUGUUGCUUUCCAUUCAAUUUUGCCCAGCUGGAAGGAGCAUGCAAAGAUUUUCGAAUUUCUUGACCAUGACAAGAAUGGUUGCGUUUCCUUGGAUGAGUUCCACACCGCCAUCGAAGCGGCGGCGCCAGUCAAGUCGCUCGAGGAUUUGAGACGGAAGUGGGUAGCUCUGGGCUACCCAUCCAUGCGGCAGGCCCUCAUGGUCAUGGAGCUCAACAAAGAUCCGGGUAGGUCCUUCACGCUGCAGGAGUUCGGAGCACAGCUGUCGAGGGUAGGCGUGGAAGAUGAGAUGGAGCACCAGAACAUUUUCACAGCCAUCCGCGACCCGUUCAGCUUCAAUCAGACAGUCACUUUGGAAAUGUUGGCAGCUGCUAUGAGUGCAAUUUCACCUUCAUUGCUGCUGGAGGACUUGAGAGAAAAGAUCCUGAGGAAGUUCGGGUCGCUCUCGAAUUGUUUUGCAGCCCUGGACAUGGAUCAAGGUGACUCAUUGGACAUCGGCGAGUUCAUCCGCUACGCUGUUCCCGCGUGGAAGUUGACGACUCACGAAGCAGCUAAAGUAUUUCGACUGAUUGAUGUCGACGGCAGCCUGGAGAUCAGUAAAGACGAGUUCGUCACUGCCCUGACUCUUUCCGAGCCGAAUCUCUACCUUGAUGAGAUCCGACGGAAAGUCCGACAGCGCUUUCGAAGUAUGCGUGGCCUUCUCAGCGAAGACAAUGACGGCGUGGAGGUGGAUGAGGUGCUGGACUUGGAGCCGCCUCCGGCUGUGGAGAUUGCUCCCUCAAGGCGAAACUCGCUCUAUCAGCGGCAUUCCCUCGUGGCUCAGGGUAAGGAGACGCCCAACAGCAGUGAGCCGUGUUCGCGGUCGGAGUCGCGCCGUGCAUCUUGGAUUGCGCGACACUCUGGCAUGGGUGCCGAGAAGGCCGAAAACUUCCUCAAGGAUCUGGUGGCAGAAAACCAGACGGAGGAUGACGGCAGGACGCCCGAAGAGUACCAGGAGUUGCUCGGCCAGGUGCAGCUUUCCGAGCAGGAUACGAAGGCAUUGUUCAACCUGAUGGAUGUGAACCGAGAUGGGAAGUUGACUACCACGGAGUUCGAGCACGGUGUGCGGCUCUUUGCGCCAUCCACGGCUCUCGAGGAUCUGCGGCUGACUUGCAUCUCAAAAUACGGUGGCAUCCCGGAGACGUUCGCAUCCCUGCGGCCUGAGCAGCGAGAGGCAAGCCUCGAGCUUCUUCAGCUCAAGAAGUUGCUGGAGGAUUUGCGAAUCUGGGACGAGACCACCGGUGAUUUGCGGCUAAUUAUGGACAUUGUCGAGUCCCAUAGAGACGGCGGCACCAGUAUUUGCGAGCUGAUGGCUGCUCUUCAAGCUGGUCAGACAGGCACCCAGGCUCGUCUUCCUCCAGACCAGCGUGAUGCCAAAGCGCGCCAGCAGGUGAAGUGGCAGAUGGCACCCUUCCACAGAUGUGCCAGCGAGUUGCGCACCAAUGUCAGAGAGAAGCCGAACCCCAACGGGGACCACCGGGAAUGGUGGAAUGGAAGAUCUCGAGACACAGCGAAAGCCAAGCACGCCGAGCUGAAAAAGGAGUCGCAGAGCCUGGUGCAGAAGUUGAAAAGGGAUCGAUCUAUGCCAACAGUGCGGCGUGUUGAGGGAGAUGGCCAAGAUCCAUCGUGGGGUGCGCCCGCCCGCGCUGAGGAGGAGGUAUCCUGCAACAGCAUUCCUUUUGGGCCCAUGCGCAGCAGCUACCGGAAGGUCGCUUCGUUUCUGGACGGCUUGGAUGAGAAGGAGUCUGUGCCACUGGUGAGCUCCUUGCACCAUUACUAUGCCAAUGCGGGUGAGACUGUCAGCAGCAGGGAAGGCAUUUUGUGCUCGCCACAGAGCAGAUACAAACAAUUUCAGAGCUGCUCUCAUCAUUACAAGCUCCUCACUCGCCUUCCGGGGCAGCCCUGA
Molecule: messenger RNA, 1968 nt
Organism: Effrenium voratum
Lineage: Eukaryota; Dinophyceae; Suessiales; Symbiodiniaceae
Source: the annotation of a GenBank genome assembly